Molecule: messenger RNA, 2550 nt
Organism: Oldenlandia corymbosa var. corymbosa
Lineage: Eukaryota; Viridiplantae; Streptophyta; Magnoliopsida; Gentianales; Rubiaceae
Source: the annotation of a GenBank genome assembly
GUAAUGAAAAAAGUCUAUUUAACAGAAGUACAAAAACCUCGUAACCUUCUUGAUUCUGCCCUUAAACCCCUUGAUUACAAGUAGCUGAUAAUAAAGCACUCAUGAAAUAGAGAUGGGUCUUACAAAUUUGAGGUUUUUGCCCCCAUUGCCAAUACUUAAAGAAGCAUUUUCUGGAACCUUGUUGCUGACCAAGUUCUUCUGUUGCCUCCAUGUCACCAAUCAACACCUAUGCACAUUUGCUUUGGCUCAGGGGCCUAGCAUGCUGCCGACAUUGAAUCUUACAGGAAGUUUAGUCCUGGCUGAGAGGUUGUCGACAAGAUUUGAGAAAGUGGGCAAAGAUGAUGUAGUCAUGAUUAGGAGCCCUGAAGAUCCCAGAAAGGUUGUGGUCAAGAGAAUUGUUGGUGUUGAAGGUGAUGCUGUAAGACAUCGAGUCUCCAGGACGAGUGAUAAUGAAGAAGCUACUGUUAUUGUACCAAAGGGGCACAUUUGGGUAGAAGGAGAUAACAAACAUAAUUCUAGAGACUCAAGGCACUUUGGAGCUGUUCCUUAUGGACUCUUAGAGGGGAGAGUUUUCUGGGUGGUAAGUUGAUUUCAGUGUUGUCUUCUUAACUUGAAAAAUGGAUGAUACUGUUCUGUGAAAUUUUUCUUUGGUGUAAAUUGCUUUCUGAAGCUAUUAAUGGGGACCAAAAGAUUAGUAUCGUUUAGGUUAUAGUUGAGGAUGUAUGUGAUGGCUAUUAAUUGGGGCCAAAAGAUUAGUAUCAGUAAGGUUCAAAUUCUCAAAUUGUCGAUUGACAAUAGGGAUAAUAAUGUUCUUGUUUGAUUAGUUCUCCUAUAUCCUGCUUUCAAGGAAGUUAUUGCAGAUUCCAGAGGCUCUAAUCUCCUUUUGAUGUCAAUUGAACUGAAUGGAGAAACAGAUUUUUUUUCCUACAAAUUGUGAACUAUUGGAAUUGUGUUUCUUUGGUUUUCGCCUUAAUUUGUGUACUCUUAGGCAGCUUUGUAAUUAAUCUCCAAUCCUUAAGAUAUUAUUGAUACCCUCACCCAAUCUUAUUGGUAUAUCUUCAAAGGUUCUGUUCUGUCAAUUUUUAACAGACAAUGAGGAAAAUUUAGCUGUAAAACAUUGGAUGUAAGUGAGACAAAUUCAAUUAUCUUAGCAUCGAAACCAAGUUUUGGUCCUUACUAAACAUGAUAAUGGUAAAUGCAUAUUGGACAAAACACAUUUGAGGGUUCAUAAACUUCGGCCUUCUUCAUCUUAUAAGAGAAGCUCAAGGCUUUGAGUAAUAGAUGGAUAAUUGAACGUUACAAUUCACUUUGUACCUUGAGUUCGUGCAGAAUGAAUGGUUUCUGAUAAGUUCCAUCUUAGUUGACUUAAACUUAUCUCCACCUGGCGUAUCAAACUUUGGCCUAAGUUAUCUCUUACUGCUGUCCAACUUCACUUUAUGGUCUGUUUUUGGCUGAAAACUUACAUGGAAAAAUGUUCAUUUCUUUGCCGUGAUCCACAGACAUUAUUCAUAGCAGUAGUGAAGAUCAAUUUUCCUUUUAAAGGAACCUUGACUUUAGCAAAAGAGAUAUCAAAUAUUUAAAGUCGGAGAAUCCUUAUUUUUUUCAUCAUCAUCUUUACAAGUUGGAGUGAAUGAAAAAGUUGAAUAUUGCACACGCUAUCUUAUGUGUUCUGUUUUUGGCAUCCGUCGAAUUAAGUACAUGAUAACCAAUUGUGGGAGGUAUACUUGAAUUUGUGCUUUCCUGGUACAUAAGUUAACUUCUAGAGCUUCAGACCAAAACACUAUGUUAUCCACAGUUUUAUAGAAGUCAUCCUAUGUUUUAUGUCAGAAAAAGUAUGUAGAUCAAUUUUCUGGGAACAUUUGCAGUUUCUAAGUUUGUAACAUGUUUUUGUCUUUGGUUUUGUAGGUUUGGCCCCGCGAAGAUUUUGGAUUAAUAGGUAAACGAGUGCAUUAAUUGAAUCUUGGGAAGGUACACAUUUGGAGCUUUUCUUGUUCAGACCAUGCUGCAGGAUCAAGUGAUUCAGCACAAGCAUGCAUAGAGUGGGACGUACAUUUCUGAGGCACUUUGUGAACAGGACAUAAAAAUACCAACUAGGGCUGUCUAUCUAUUUUGUGUUUUGUGCUUUUGUGAACAGGCAUUGAGUAUAUCAAGUGGCUCAACUCUUCAAUGUCCUUGUUCCUCUUUUGAAGAUGGAGAGACCAGAAUUCCCUUGAUAUUCUGUAGAUCCAUGCAAGCAUACAGGAAAUGUGGUCUGGAAACUUUUCAUUUUUGUUACAAUUAAGUGAAGUUAGAAUCUGGAUAUGAUUAUGCCAGUUUCCAGUUUUAAUGCAUCAUAUUUGAUCCGAACUCCACAACUAAGGCCCCAUAUUUCAGUGAGAAGGAUACUACAAUGAGUGACCCCUAAGAGAAACUUUUCUAGUCCGGAUUUGAAUUUCAUUUUUGCACCUAACAUAAACUUUUUUUAGUUAACAUAACUGUUAAUAACCCAAGGAGUCCCGCUCUGCAAUGGUUAUGUAACAGCCAGGGCUUUUUCUAAAAGAGUUUCCUCAG